AUGUGGGACCUGCGGCGACUCCGGGUCCAGCUGGGGACGUGGGACACCGGCGAGCCGGGCCAGGCGCCGGGCAUGCCCCCAUCCUGGAGGUCGCUGGGUCCCGCCCCCGGGCAGGGCCGCUGCUUCCUCGCACUGCGCCGGCGGCUGCCGGUCCUGGCCUGGCUUCCGAGCUACUCCCUACGCUGCCUGAGGCUGGACCUCAUCGCGGGGCUCUCGGUGGGGCUCACGGUCAUCCCGCAGGGCCUGGCCUAUGCCGAGGUGGCUGGACUGCCCCCGCAGUACGGCCUCUACUCUGCCUUCGUGGGGUGCUUCGUGUACUUUUUCCUGGGUACCUCCCGGGAUGUGACGCUGGGUCCCACGGCCCUCAUGUCGCUGCUCGUGUCGGCCUACACUCCGCGCCAGCCUGCCUUCGCCGUGCUCCUGGCCUUCCUGUCCGGCUGUGUCCAGCUCGCCAUGGGCUGCCUGCGUCUGGGCUUCCUCCUGGAUUUCGUGUCUUGCCCUGUCAUCAAAGGUUUUACCUCUGCAGCCGCCGUCACCAUUGGCUUCGGGCAGAUCAAGAACCUGCUGGGCCUGCAGAACCUCCCCCGCCAGUUCUUCCCGCAAGUCUAUCACACCCUCCGCAGCCUGGGCCAGGCCAGGGUGGGGGACGCCACACUGGGCCUGGCGUGCGGGGCACUACUGCUGCUCCUGAAGCUGAUGCGUGGACAUCUGGCCCCCGUGGGCCCCCACUCGUCCUGCGGUCAGCGCCUCAGCCACGGGCUGGUGUGGACGGCCGGCACAGCCCGCAAUGCCCUCGUGGUCUCGGGCGCCGCCCUGGUCGCGUAUGCCUUUGAGGUGACUGGUCAGCAGCCCUUCCUGCUCUCCGGGGAGACGGCCGGGGGACUCCCUCCGCUCCAGCCGCCGCCCUUCUCCGUGUCCACUGCGAAUGGGACGAUCUCCUUCACCGAGAUGGUGCAGGACAUGGGGGCUGGGCUGGCUGUGGUGCCCCUCAUGGGCCUCCUGGAAAGCAUCGCUGUGGCCAAGUCCUUUGCCUCGCAGGGGGACUACCGCAUCGAUGCCGACCAGGAGCUGCUGGCCAUCGGUCUCACUAAUGUGCUGGGCUCGCUGGUGUCCGCCUACCCGGUGACAGGAAGCUUUGGACGGACAGCUGUGAACGCCCAGUCUGGGGUGUGCACCCCUGCAGGGGGCCUGGUCACAGGCGCGCUGGUGCUGCUGUCCCUGAGCUACCUGACCACGCUGUUCCGCUACAUCCCCAAGUCCGCCCUGGCCGCGGUCAUCAUCAUGGCCGUGGCCCCCUUAUUCGACACCAAGAUCCUGGGGCAUCUGUGGCGAGUGAAGUGGCUGGACCUGCUGCCCUUCGGGGCCACCUUCCUGCUAUGCUUCUGGGAGGUGCAGUAUGGCAUCCUGGCCGGUGUCCUGGUGUCCCUCCUCAUCCUCCUGUACUCAGUGGCUAGACCCGUGCUGCAGGUGUCGGAGGGGCCGUUACUGGUGGUCCGGCUGGCCAGUGGCCUGCACUUCCCGGCCGUCGAUGCCCUCCGCGAGGCCGUGCUCAGCCGCGCGCUGCGAGCACCCCCACCCCGCCGCGCUGUUCUGGAGUGCAGUGGCCUCUGCAGUGUGGACUACACGGCAGCGCUGGGCCUCGGGACGCUCCUGGAGGAGGCCCGCAAGCAGGGCAUCAGCCUGGCCUUCGUGGGCCUGCAGCCCGCUGUCCUCCGAGUGCUGCUGGCUGCUGAUCUGAAGGGCCUACGGCACUUCUCCAGCCUGGAGGAGGCAGAGAGAUGCCUGAGCCAAGACCUGGGCACUGGGGCCUACCACCCGGGCGAGGACAGCCCACCGGAGCCCCGGGCCUGACCGCAGGGCACCUGCCCGUGCCCACUGCAUCUCCCCUGGCAGCUAAUGGCCAGGGGCUGCCUCCCACAUGCCACCUGAGGGGGCGCCUGUGCAGUCACCCCAGUGGUGCCCAAAGGAGAGAAUGACGCAGCCAGAGCCGGCUUGUUGGGCUGCUUCGGGUGCUGCUCUGCCUUCCCUUGAGGGCCCCUCCAGGACCUCUCCCCCAAGGCCCUGUCCCAGGGCCUCUGUUCUGCAGCAGGAACCGCCCAGGACCGCCCAGCAGUGCUGCAAACUGGCCGCGGGCUGCCCGGGCUGCAGUGGUCACGCAGCUUCUGAGGCGGCUGCGGGGGCGUGUGGCUGUGGUGAGUGGCCCCUUCCUGCCCUGUAAUGGGGUUUCAGUCCCUGCAGGCCAGGCGCUGCUUUUUUGUCCCUCAGCAGCUCCAGGAAUCUCCGCAGACAUCACUGGGUGUGGCCCCACAGCCAGGAAAAAGGAAAGAGAAAGGGCAAGGGGCCCAGAGAGUCUAGGGGCCCCCGAAGGACCCCCCCAAUCCUGCCUUCGGGACAGUGCAGGGAUUGAGACUGGACCCCAGCAACUGCAUUCUACCUCACCAGUGUUGGAUAUUAACCCUAAGUGUUCGAGGCUUCGUCUGUGAACUGCCCCUUUCCUCCUCCCAGGGAAGCUUGUUGUGUCUAAUUUAGUUAGUCUACCUUUAACCUUUACUUUGUAUUUUGACUUGCAUAGUCUCAGUCCCCCUGAGUCAGUCUUGAUUACUGAUAAGCCAAAACUUCCUGGUAAUUCUGAACUUUGUACUGCUUUGUAUUUGGAGUGCUGUGUAUUUGUACCUGCUUUUCUAUU
Sorex fumeus (smoky shrew) is the source of this 2686-nucleotide messenger RNA. RefSeq names its product solute carrier family 26 member 11 (gene SLC26A11). The transcript is spliced from 17 exons. Lineage: Eukaryota; Metazoa; Chordata; Mammalia; Eulipotyphla; Soricidae. Bases 1 to 1851 code for a protein of 616 amino acids. Gene Ontology annotation, molecular function: secondary active sulfate transmembrane transporter activity. The record is from RefSeq and is a predicted model, not a curated record. Gene Ontology annotation, cellular component: membrane. Gene Ontology annotation, biological process: transmembrane transport.